Molecule: messenger RNA, 3860 nt
Organism: Caenorhabditis angaria
Lineage: Eukaryota; Metazoa; Nematoda; Chromadorea; Rhabditida; Rhabditidae
Source: the annotation of a GenBank genome assembly
AUGGGGCUCUUCAAACACGCCCUAUUAUUCUUGCUUUUUGCACGCACUUUCCAGUUGGAUAUUCGUGACGAAAGCUUUUUGAGAUUUUGUGGCAAAACGGCUGGGCUUGAGACUAGAGGUGGCGAUUUGGAUGGUUUGACGUGCAAAGUCAAAUGGAGAGUCACGACUACACAGGUGACAUUUAAUACUCAGUCAAGUACGCAGGCAAAUUAUACCUAGUUUUUUUGCAGGAAGAAGUUGAGCAAUUGUGCAAAAAUCUCGCGCCGUAUCCAGUGAGAAAAUCGGAAAUCGUCGAUGUCAACAAACCCGAAUGCACCUACGAAAAUGUGUACACGUGUCGACCAGACUACACACAAAUCAAUGGACAUUGCUAUCGCAUCAUGUCGGCGAAACGCGUGCAUUAUUCGGAUGCGCAACAAAUGUGCGCGGCUGAAAAAACGCAUCUGGAAAUGAGUGGUGAAGAAGUUGGUAGUGAGAUUGUUGAUUUGUUUGAUGAGGAUUUGAUUCGAUGGUUUGAAUGUGAGCAGAUGGACUUUUAUGCAGUGUUUUUAACGUCAAAUUCAACGUUUUUUAACGUUCUUCAACGUUUUUAACGUUUUUAACGUUACAAAAACGAGAAAAUGUCCCACGUGGCCGCUGAAGCGGUAGAUAGUGCCGCUGAGGCGGAAGCUUGCGGUCUACACUCGCUCCGCUCGAUUUUGCCACGUCAUAACUCAUGUUUUACAGUUUUUGACAACAAAAUCGUGAAGAGCUGCUCGAAAACUACGAAUAUUCCAUUACGAACGUUUUUUAACGUUAAAAAACCCGAAAAAGUGAUUUACGAACCGUAUUUUCAUUCAUUUUUCACCAUUUUCUCAAUACAACUGAAUAAAGUGAAGCUAAAACGCACAGAAAUUCGAUUUCAAGACUUUCUAAUCAGCCUGAAAGACAAAUCAAGCUUUCAAAAUCAAAUUAUUGAUUUUUUGGGAGGUGAUUGUCUUUUAGGUGAUUGUAUUUUAGACAAUCACCUCCCAAUAAAUCAAUAAUUUGAUUUUGAAGGCUUGAUUUGUCUUCUAGGUUGAUUAGAAAGUCUGGAAUUACUAUUUUUGUGCGUUUUAGCUUCACUUUAUACAAUUAUGUUGAGAAAAUGGUGAAAAAAGAAUAAAAAUACGAUUCGUGAAUCACUUUUUUGGUUUUUUAACGUUAAAAAACGUUCGUAAUGGAAUAUUCGUAGUUUUCGAGCAGCUCUUCACGAUUUUGUUGUCAAAAACUGUAAAACAUGAGUUAUGACGUGGCAAAAUCGAGCGGAGCGAGUGUAGACCGCAAGCUUCCGCCUCAGCGGCACUAUCUUCCGCUUCAGCGGCCACGUGGAUUGCUAUGACAUGAAAACUGGCUGAAAUUUCGCAUCAUAGCAAUCCAGGUGGCCGCUGAAGCGGAACAUAGUGCCGCUGACGCGGAAGCUUGCGGUCUACACUCGCUCCGCUCGAAAUUUCGAGUGGCAGAGCCGCGAGUGUAAGCCGCAAGCUUCCGCGUCAGCGGCACUAUGUUCCGCUUCAGCGGCCACCUGGAUUGCUCUGAUGUGAAAAACGUAAUGAUAUUUCGCAUCAUAGCAAUCCACGUGGCCGCUGACGCGGAAGCUUGCGAUCUACACUCGCGGCUCUGCCGCUCGAGCGAAGCGAGUGUAGACCGCAAGCUUCCGCGUCAGCGGCACUAUCUACCGCUUCAGCGGCCACGUGGAUUAAAAAACGUUUUUUACGUUAAAUUUAAAGUUAAAAAAACGUGUUUAACGUCAAAUUGAAUGAAUCACAUAUUUUCAGUAUAUUUCGACGAGAUGAGCUCAAUCUGGAUCCAGCCCCGCGACGAUUUCAAAGAUCGCGUCGAAUUCGCCGGUGACAGCGAUAACUACGCGAUCGUCUAUGGAAUGUCGACAUUCUACAACAUUGGGCCGAGUUCGCUGAUCAAAAUGCCGACGAAUCAUCGUGCGCAAGCCAUGUGCUUCUAUCGUCCCGAAGAGACGCCGACCAGUUUUGGGUAUAAGGCUGCCAAGUUGGGCGAAUUCUAUUGGCCGACUUUGAUGCGUGGGGAGUUGACUGUUUGGCGCACUUCUGGGGCUUAUAAUUAUUGGUGAGGUGGUGUUUAAAUGCGCAUAUAUCUGAGUCUGAAGGUCUCGAAGCGAUUUUGAGUACUUUAAAGGAGCAUGGAAUGCUGUAGCUUGAUUUAAAGGCGCAUACUCGCUCUAAGCGAUUUUCUCAAAGGUCUUGAAGCGAUUUAUUGUUGUUUAAAGGAACAUGGGGAUACUUGAGCUUGAUUUAAAGGAAGGUCCUUAUAUUUUUCCAGGAAUCAAAACAGCGAUAAAGAAUUUGCAAUAAAUCAAUGCAAAAAAUCGAUGGCUGCAAUUGCUGGAAGAAUUCCAAUCAACGCAUUCAAUCCAACCAAAGACAAUAUGAAAUUGUUGAAAGAAUCGGCAAAACUCAAAUCCGCAUUCAACAAGGCCUACGCAGCCACAUAUGUUUGUUGUUAUCAGACUCCAUAUUGGUCCAAUGGUUACCAACAUUAUCAACGACACAUGACGAUUUUGCAUCACUCGAAUAAUAAUCCAUCUCCGUUUUAUUGCUAUACGGAUACAAAGUUGGCGAAUAUGCAAACAAAUUUUUAUAGUUUUUCGGCGAAAUACCAUAGAGAUGAUUGUGCCGAUAGAGUGGGAACUUUUUUGACCUAUCCUGAACUUGUGUGAGUUUUUUCUGGGGUUCUCAAAGUUCUCGAAGCGAUUUACAGUACUUUAAAGGCUCAUACUCGCUGUAAGCAAUCUUCUCAAAGGUCUCGAAGCGAUUUAGAGUAUUUUAAAGGAACAUGGGAUACUGUAGCUAGGUUUAAAGGCGCAUAUUCGAUCUAAGCGAUGUUCUCAAAGGUCUCGCAGCGAUUUCGAAGGAACAUGGAACACUGUAGCUAGGUUUAAAGGCGCAUACUCGCUCUAAGCAAUCUUCUCAAAGGUCUCGCAGCGAUUUCGAGUACUUUAAAAGGGCAUGGGAUACUGUAGCUUGAUUUAAAGGUGCAUACUAGAUUUUCUGUCGUGUUUAGAGUCAAAAUGAUGCUCUCCGGGUCCCGCAGCGAUCUACAGUAACCUCGAAAUUCUUCAGAGACAAUUACGAGACUACCGAAGUCUACAAUCGUCAAGACGCCCCAAUUCUCUGCUCGAUUUUUGUCAAACAAAUCCAGCAACGCACAAAAUGUCCAGAAAAAUGGAAAACGUAUCAAAGAGGAAGCGGAAGAGUUGUUUGUCAUAAGGUGUUCAAUCAAAAGGUUUGCAGCUACUCCAAAUUUUUUUUUUCAAAAAAAAAAAAAAAAAAAAUUUCCAAAAAAAAAAAAAUUUCAAAAAAAAAAAAAAAAUUUCAGAAAAAGUUUGAUGAAGCUCAAACUGCAUGCCGAGCAAUCGGUGGGCAACUCUCAACUUUUGUCGAAGCCAAGGAAUUUGAGGUGCUCCGCGAUAAUACGAGAUUUUGGAUUGGCGGCCGUAAGCGGAGCAAUUGCCCGGUUGCGGCUGGAGAUGGAGAGUGCUCCAAAAAGAAUGUGAGUGACCUAGUGUAAAUGCGGAGUAUCGUUUUGUUUUUUAGAUCCUGGUUUGGGAUAGUCCUGGUUUCGAAUACUAUUCGUCUGAAUUUUCGACAAUUAUUGCUGGAAUUUGGAAUGAUAGAGAGCCGAAUAACCAGGGAUCCAAUGAGUAUUGUAUUGAAUAUAGACAUGACACACAAAAGAUUAAUGAUCUUUCGUAAGUUGCUCGUUUUUCCCCGGGGCUCAUCCUCCGACUUUAAAAUUAUUGUUUUUUUUUUCGCAGAUGCUCUGAGAGAAUUUACUAUUCUUGUAUCAAAGAUGCUGGAUACUGA